Molecule: messenger RNA, 2525 nt
Organism: Triticum urartu
Lineage: Eukaryota; Viridiplantae; Streptophyta; Magnoliopsida; Poales; Poaceae
Product: Di-glucose binding protein with Leucine-rich repeat domain-containing protein
Molecular function (GO): protein binding
Source: RefSeq, a predicted model, not a curated record
GUACCAGGGUACCACCACGUCUCCUCCACUCCGCUGCAGCUCCGUUCACACCCGCUCCCUUCUAAAACUCCCCACCAAAUUCUCCGCCCAGGGGACGCGCGCCGCUCCUCCGGCCAGCCCCGGGAGCGGCAAUGCGGCUCCUCCUCCUGCUCCCACUCCUCGUCGCGGCCACCGGCGCCGCCCGCGACUCCGACGACCCCUUCCUCUCCGGCGCCCAGGCGAACCACAGCUACAACAUCGACUGCGGCGGCGCGGCGGACUUCACCUCGGCCUUCGGCCGCCGCUGGCUGGCGGACCGCUUCUUCUCGGCGGGGGGCAACGCGGGGAUGGUCGCCGAGCCGCACCGCUUCCCGCAGCCGCAGGAGCGCACGCUGCGCUUCUUCCCGCCCGCCUCCGCCGGCAAGACCUCCUGCUACUCCCUCCCGCUCGCCCCCGGCCGCUACUACCUCCGCAUCUUCUCCGUCUACGACAACUACGACUCCAAGCUCCGCUCCCCGUCCUUCGACGUCUCCGCCGCCGCCACGCUCGUGCUCUCCUUCCGCUCCCCGUGGCCCGAGACCGCCGCGCGCUACGGGGCCUACUCCGACCUCAUCUUCCCCUCCGACGCAGAGGCCACCGACGUCUGCUUCUACUCGCUCUCCACCGACGCCCCCGUCGUCGCCUCCAUCGAGGUCGCCCCCGUCCACCCGCUCGCCUACGACGGCGCCACCACCGGCGCCGACGUCGUCCUCGUCAACUACGGCCGCCUCACCUGCGGGAACAGCCUCUUCGGCCCCGGCUUCACCAACGACUCCGACGCCUUCUCCAGGGUGUGGCAGGCCGGCACAGAUUUCCGGAACAACGACCUCACCUACGACGCCAUUACUGCCGGUGGGAGGAAGAUUUUCGGCAGCAACCAGCCGCCCAAUUACUUCCCCACCAAGAUGUACAGGUCGGCGGUGACCACCGGCGGGGACGCCUCCAACGAGAUCGAGUACCUGAUGCCGGUGGACACGAGGAUGUCCUACAUGGUCUGGCUGCAUUUCGCGGAGAUCGACGCCGGGGUCAGGGCCCCUGGCCAGAGGGUGUUCGACGUAAUGCUUGCCGGGAGGAACGUGACCAGGAUCGACAUCUUCAAGCAGGUGGGAGGGUUCACGGCGUUCAAGUGGACAUACAUUGUGGAGAACCUGACCAGCUCCACCAUGAGCGUCAGGCUUGUGCCAGUAGUGGGACGGCCGAUUCUGUGUGGGCUCGAGAAUUAUGCAAUGGUGCCCCUUGAGACAAGGACGGUGCCACACCAAGCGGCUGCGAUGAAGGCCCUGAAGGAUUCACUGAAAAUUCCAGCUAGGAUGGGGUGGAAUGGGGACCCUUGCGCGCCGCGGACAUGGGAUGCAUGGGAGGGAGUCACUUGCCAUCCCGGUAACAAAGGGCUUGUGAUCACUCAGCUGGAUCUUGCAAGUCAAGGGCUGAAAGGUUUCAUCUCUGAUGAAAUAAGUCAUCUAACCGACUUGGUAAGCUUGAACUUGAGCUCUAAUUCGUUGACCGGAAGCUUGCCACCAGGUUUAGGCCAACCUUCACUUGCGACACUGGAUCUGUCCUCGAACCAGUUUACUGGGAGUAUUCCUGGCACCAUAGGCUCGUCUAAAUUACAGACUGUUCUACUAAACGGCAAUCAACUUGAUGGGCAAGUUCCAGAAAGACUUUAUUCAGUUGGCGUGCAUGGUGGCGUGAUAGAUCUGUCAGGUAAUAAAGGCCUAUGUGGGGUGCCUACUCUACCUGCUUGUGCAUUAUUCUGGGAGAAAGGAGGCUUGAAUAAAACCGGCAAAAUUGCACUUGGAGCCUCGUUUGGACUUCUUCUGCUUGUUAUACUUAUAGUGGUCUACAUAGUGUGCAUAAGACGGGGACCAUACGACUACGAUUUCGAGUUCCCUCAAGAUUUGACUUCGAUAUCAGCAAUCUCCGCGAAAAGGAACAGGUAUCAGCGGGCAAAGUCCGUGAUGCUGGCAGAGAUGGACGCCCACAACACAGAUGGUUUCUACACGAACGGGAACGGGAACACUCGAUAAGCGACACAUGCACGCUGGAAAUGGACCGGUUGUAUGCACCCAGAAGAAACACUCAUAACAGGCUGCAUGGUCAGAGCAGGGAUAGUGCGUUGUGAAUUGAUUUUUGCCAGCAUCAUCGACAUCAUGUCCUUGUAGCUUCUUCGGUCAGCAGCAGCAGCUUCGUCGCCACUCUCUUGCAGAUACUCCCAUACACGACGGAGCUAUGCGAGGCGUAACUCAUGUCAUGUUUACUCUACUUAUAGUAUGAGCUGGUGGUGGUAGUUAGUAUUAGGGGGCCUUGCUUCUUUUUUCCGGAGGUUUUGGUUCAGUAUUCUUGUGUUGGUUUUAGCUUAGGGAUGUGAUGUCCACUGUGUGAACCAUGUAAAGGCAAGCGGGGGUAUCUAUAUUUUUGUUGUUGUAUAAAAACUUGACAUGGUGCUACUGACAAAGGAGGCGAGGACAAUGAAAACAUUAGUUCGUGUGUGAUCAUGUUUUACUUAA